AUGACCAUGGUGAACGGUAUGAGCAGCUCCACUAAUCCCGGCGGUUGCGGGCCGGGAAGCGAAAACAAAGAUCACAUCAAGCGGCCCAUGAAUGCUUUCAUGGUCUGGUCCCGCGCCCAGCGCCGUAAAAUUGCUUUGGAUAAUCCGAAGAUGCACAACUCCGAAAUUAGCAAGAGACUGGGAGCAGACUGGAAACAACUAUCCGAGAAUGAAAAGCGGCCUUUCAUCGAUGAAGCCAAGCGGCUGAGAGAGCAACACAUGCGGGAGCACCCUGACUACAAGUACCGGCCACGCAGGAAGCUCAAGACACAGGUAAAUAAUCCAGAAAAUUACCCGUUUUCUCUAUCCUACCUUCCAGAACACAUAGAUCCGCGAGCUUACAUUGCUUCUGCGACCAUGCAACACGCAGCUACUGGCUAUUCAGAAAAGCAGCAGAUGGCAGCAGCCGCCAUGCAAACUCCAUCUUUCUCUCCUUACUCCAUUGGUGCUUCGAUUUGUACACCUCUGACACUUUCCGAAUCUGCGUCCAAUUUUGCUAAGAUUAACACUGGCACUGUACAACCCCAGAAUGCUAUCUACAAAAAUGAACCCAUAGUUAGCAAUUCAACAAGGUCAGCCGCUGGUUCCAUCUAUGGGUCAACAGGAUUCUACCCACCACGACUAUCAAUUUUGAACUCUCCGAUGAACGGUGUGUCGAACAGUCAGGUUUCAGCUCCCUACGCUGAAUCAGGUUAUGUGUCAACUUAUGGCUAUGGUUUGGCAGGGUAUGCCCCAUCAAAUGAUUCGCAACGUCGAAAUCUCUCACCAUUGUUCUAG
Limulus polyphemus (Atlantic horseshoe crab) is the source of this 816-nucleotide messenger RNA. RefSeq names its product transcription factor Sox-14-like. Gene Ontology annotation, molecular function: DNA-binding transcription factor activity, RNA polymerase II-specific; RNA polymerase II cis-regulatory region sequence-specific DNA binding. The transcript has a single exon. The record is from RefSeq and is a predicted model, not a curated record. The coding region runs from base 1 to 816 and encodes 271 amino acids. Lineage: Eukaryota; Metazoa; Arthropoda; Merostomata; Xiphosura; Limulidae. Gene Ontology annotation, biological process: regulation of DNA-templated transcription; anatomical structure morphogenesis; cell differentiation.